Messenger RNA from Talaromyces stipitatus ATCC 10500, 1883 nucleotides. RefSeq lists its product as uncharacterized. The record is from RefSeq and is a predicted model, not a curated record. The transcript is spliced from 3 exons. NCBI's taxonomy places the organism in Eukaryota, Fungi, Ascomycota, Eurotiomycetes, Eurotiales, Trichocomaceae. Bases 231 to 1883 code for a protein of 550 amino acids.
CUAAUGAGGCACAAAACCAAACUGGAGAGGGACCCCUCACAAGAUCUUGAAGUCAACAACAAAUCCAAUAUCUUUCACCCCCGGCAAUAAGACAUGAUAUACCACAAGAUCAAAGUCAAUGGGUGCGAAUUGAGCUAGAGCCAUUAAAUGAAGUCUAACAAGCCCCAAAUUUGGCUAUCUUCGCACCGUCAACACAAUCCGUUUCUCAGGCACUUGUUCAACUCACGAAGAUGUAUUCAGACAACCAAAAGUAUAGUGGAAAUGAGGAUUCCUACAGGUCAAAGCUUCGAAUCUUCAACGACUACUGUGAACGUCUAUCCCUACCAAAGAAUGCGUAUAAACUUGUUUUCCCAACAAUGCUCAAAGGCCAAGCCUUGGAUUUUUACUAUGACAACAAGGAAAUAUGGGAAGCAAGUGACCGUGAUCCCGUUGAAGGAAUUCGUGCCUAUUUCGAAGGCCCAGAAUAUCAUCGAACCGUACUGGAUAAGUGGAGCGGAAUUUCGCUUCAAAAUACAGUCGAUGAGAACCCAGAGAAGACAUUAAAAGCAACUCGUACACAUCCAGCAUGCCAACUUGCAACUUUAAAGCAACAAGAUAUAGUUCCUGGACUAACCCGCGAUUUACAAUCAGGUGUCAGCCAGUACAAAGACAUGAUAAAAGCCACGAAUGGGCACCGCACUGCAAACCCCAGCACCAACACAUACUUUACAGAUCGACGGUAUUAUAAUCAACAGUCACGCUCACCCUCUCAAGGCCAUUCACCACGACAGCACUCCAAUCAAAGAGGCAGGAAAAAGUGCUUCCGUAUCAAUCAAUAUAUUGCUGAUUACGAGGGCACAGGGGAUGACAACAAUGAGGAACUGCCAGAGGAACUCUUAUUAGCUGCCGAUGACCUUAUUUUGACAGAUAAUUAUGAAUCUGGACCUACACACGAUGCCUUGUCAACCCUGUUUACAGCCACAUUCUUUAUAAUGCACAAAGACAAUAACACGAACCAUGGUCUAUCAAUAACCAUGGAACUAGCAAACCGUUCUGCUUCGCACUGGAUUGCCUCACUAUUCCUGAAGCCUGACUUGGAAACUGAUUCGUACAAAACCAACGAAGUAACUCUUAAGGUUCUGACCCCCAAGUCAAGUCACGUCUAUCUAAAUGAGGGCCGCUAUUCGUCAGAAAGCUUUAAGGGUAUUAUUAUCAACACUGGCGCCGUGCAACUCUCUACAGCCGGAUAUGGGCAAUACCUUGCUUACAAGAGAAUUGUCAGAAAUAUCGAUAUUAAUACUACAACGGCUGGCACGGCAACAGUUCAAUUUGGACCUAGCGAUCCCUAUCAGUCAAUAGGGUCAAUUGACGUGCCUACACCUAUUAGUACUAUAUGGUUCUAUAUCCUGAUAACCACGACACCAUUCCUAAUGUUGCUGUACGAACUCGACAGACUAAAACUCUAUUUUAAUAAUACCUGCAAUCUCCUUGUCAAUAAGAAAAUGGGAAAAACAACACCAGUCAUUCGUCAGUUUGGCCAUCCAUUCCUUGUAUGGGACUACUCCUACCAUACCCACUUACUUACCUCAUUUGACUACAACCCCUGCCUUCUUACCAAUACCGAAUUAUGCCGUCUACACCGCCGAUUUGGCCACCCUUCAACUAAUAGACUUCGCCGUGUACUUACACGUGCGGGCCACGAAACCAACAAGGAAGCAAUUGAGUAUAUUCGCAAAUUCUGCUACCAUUGUCAAAUAUACGACAAGUCACCUGGACGAUUCCGGUUUACACUGCAUGAAGAUGUUGACUUCAAUCACUCUAUCAUUAUUGAUAUUAUGUACCUUGAUGGAGAUCCUGUACUUCACAUUGUCGACAAAGCAACACACUUCAAUGCCGCUGCAUAG